Messenger RNA from Prorocentrum cordatum, 725 nucleotides. The record is from the annotation of a GenBank genome assembly. Lineage: Eukaryota; Dinophyceae; Prorocentrales; Prorocentraceae.
GCUAAGCAGAUGGCCUCCCUGUCGUACCAGGCGGGAGAUGCUACGAGGGGUAAGUACUAUGCCGAUGUGGCGGCCAGCCUGGAGGCUGCCAGCAAGCCCACGGAGAUCAAUGUUCAUCAGCUGGUUCAACAGCAGCAUGCAGCAGUCCGUCGCCUGGAGAAGCAGCUCGAGGGUCAGCUCACUCGCUUGCUCAAAUGGAAGCAGGAGGCCGCAGAGCUGGAGGAGCUGGUUCGCCAGUCGCGGGACCAGCUUUGCAAGGCGGAUGAGGAGUACAAAGCAGCAGUGGAACGGCUUCGUGACUGCAGCGGUGCAGGGGCGACGGGUGCAGGCGCGGCGCCUGGGCCGUGCAGCGCCCCAGCCAUCCCGCUGCGGGGUAUCAUGGAGGGCAAGUUCGAUCUCACGAGUAUCAUCAAGUUUGACAUCAUGGAGGAGUUCGAAAGCAGCGAGUACGAUGUCACUGAGGGGGAUCGCAAGGAGUAUCAGACGAGGCUGGAGAAGUUGCAGAUAGGUGUGCAGGACCUGUCCAAGUCUCUGUUCGAGCAGCUCACCUCCACGGCUGCGGAGGAGACGAUGGCGAAGGACUUCCUGCUCAGGACGCUGACGACGCAGGCCGUGGCGCAGCCGCAGGGGGAGGAGAAGCUGCUGCGCCUUCUGAGCCAGGCGCCGCAUCUCAGCCUGCUGCGAGGCCUGUCGCAGCCGCCGCAGCCACUGACAUCCGAGCUCGG